Diachasma alloeum is the source of this 2068-nucleotide messenger RNA. Its product is annotated as 4-hydroxybutyrate coenzyme A transferase. The record is from RefSeq and is a predicted model, not a curated record. Gene Ontology annotation, molecular function: acetate CoA-transferase activity. The transcript is spliced from 7 exons. Gene Ontology annotation, cellular component: mitochondrion. NCBI's taxonomy places the organism in Eukaryota, Metazoa, Arthropoda, Insecta, Hymenoptera, Braconidae. The coding region runs from base 131 to 1540 and encodes 469 amino acids. Gene Ontology annotation, biological process: acetate metabolic process.
AAAUACCUAUCGAGUGUUGUUAAUCGAUGAAACAGCACAUUUCAGGGUUUAUGGUGACAGUUUUGUUAUGUUAUUAUGAGGCUACAAAAUUUAUGUGAAUUAUUUGGAUACUUUUUCGAUUUUUAUCAACAUGUUUUCUAAAUUGGUGAGGAGUGUGGGGGGAUUUUUGGGGGGUAGGGCGUGGGGUUUGGGGGGUGUCAGGGGUCUUAGGGAACCUUCACUGGCUCUGAGGAGGUGUCCGCGAUGGGUUUGCGUCGAGGAUGCUGUUAAAAUUGUCAAUUCAGAGCACCUGGUGUUCAUCCAGGGUGGUGCAGCCACCCCUCUGGAGCUCGUCCGAGCACUAACAGAGCACGGAGUCUGCAAUAAUCUCCGAGGUGUCCGACUCCUCCACAUGGCCCUCGAGGGAGACGCCCCAUUCAGCAAUCCCGAAUUUGAGAAACACUUCAGAUCCAUCAGCUUCUACAUCGGCUCCAACCUGAGGGACGCUGUUAACGACGGUCGAGCUGAUUAUAUUCCCGUUUUCCAUCAUGAAAUUCCCAAGUUGUUUUACGAGGGGACCAUUUCUCCGGACAUUGCCUUCAUUCAUGUUAGUACGCCGGAUAUGCGAGGGUUCUGCUCACUCGGGACCAGUGUGGACUGCACGAGGGCUGCUUUGUGCACAGCGAAAAUUAUCGUUGCUCAAGUGAACGACCACAUGCCAAGAUCCUUCGGCGACGCUGUGAUCCACUCGAGUCACAUAGAUUACGCAGUUAAAUUCGAUUGUCCCCUGCCCUGCGUCAGUGGAACUCCCCCGAACGAGAUAGAAACAGAAAUCGGGAAGAUUGUGGCCCAGAGACUGGUAGAGGACGGUGCCACUCUUCAGCUGGGUCUCGGCAACAUUCCCGAUGCUAUCCUCUGCUCCUUGAGUAAUCACAAGGACAUCGGGGUGCACACGGAACUGAUGAGUGAAGGCAUGGUGGACCUCGCUGAGAAGGGAGUGGUCACGAACAAGUAUAAGAAGAGACAUCGUGGGAAGAUUGUGGCUGCGCUGGGCAUUGGAACUAAGAAACUCUAUGAUUACAUCCAUAAUAAUCCUGCUCUCGAAAUGCUGGGAAUUGACUACACGAACGACCCUCGAGUAAUCUCCUCGCAGCCAAAAAUGACAGCGAUAAAUUCCUGCAUAGAGAUGGACAUAACUGGUCAGAUCUGCGCUGACAGUUUAGGAUACAAAAUGUACUCUGGAGUUGGUGGACAACUGGACUUCCUCCGAGGCUCUGCAAUCUGCGCAGAUGGCAGGGGAAAAUCAAUCGUUGCAUUUCCAUCGGUGACGAGUUGUGGAGAAAGCAAAAUUCAGCCUGCUCUCAAGUGCGGAGGAGGAGUGACAUCCACAAGAGCUCACGCUCACUACGUGGUGACAGAACACGGCGUAGCCCAGUUAUUCGGAAAAACUCUGAGGCAAAGGGCCUGUGCACUGAUUCAAAUUGCUCAUCCAGAGCACAGGGAGUGCCUGGAGAGGGCUGCUUACGAUAGACUCAAGUGUAUGCCCACGAAAUACCUCUAGAAAAUAUCUGCAUAAUUUUUUUUGCAGAAGGAACGCAAAAGGCUCCUUGUAAAGGAGUUUUCGCAGAAUAAACUGAGCGAUAUUAUCGAAUAAAAUGUCCAGCUAAGUCGAAACGAAGUCCUGUUUUCACGUGUACUGACAAAAUUUAUUAUUUUUCUGAAACUGAAAUGAAUUAAUAAUUUUCGUGGAAAGAUUCUUGGAGAAGCGGAGUGGAAACUGUAACUUCAUCUUUAAAAUAUUUCCUGGAGAACAGGACAGGGACAAAUUGAUGGCAGAAGUGACUUCUAUUGUUUCUCAUUGACAUUGUCAUGAUUGAUUUACUUCAAGAGUUCUGCGAUUCCUUCGUCAAUCGUCUUUUAUUCCAUUUAGAAUUUCAAUUUUUUCAAUUUUUUGGUGGAAUCAGAUGAAUUCAGCAAUGAAGUGGUAAACGGAGAUGAGUUGACUCAUCUCCCACUCGAGUUUUUGAGGAAUAUUUCCGAAUCUAAGGGAGAUAGCGAAAUUUUCGUGAUUACAAUUGUUGUAGCACUC